Molecule: messenger RNA, 3242 nt
Organism: Guillardia theta CCMP2712
Lineage: Eukaryota; Cryptophyceae; Pyrenomonadales; Geminigeraceae
Exons: 28
Coding region: 1-2622 (873 amino acids)
Biological process (GO): protein folding
Cellular component (GO): nucleus; cytosol
Molecular function (GO): ATP binding; ATP-dependent protein folding chaperone
Source: RefSeq, a predicted model, not a curated record
AUGCUUCAGUCUCAGCUAGAGAUGGGAUGCGUGUGUGUGCUGCAGUCGAGGAUGGGAUUCCCAUGGGGUCUCGACUUUGGUAACCAAAACUGUGUGAUUGCGAUUGCAAGGAAGGGAGGCAUCGAUGUCAUCGACAACGAGGCAAGCUCCAGAAAGACUCCUUGCAUGGUUGGCCUUGGAGGAAAGGAACGAAGCUUGGGCCAGGCAGCAGUUGCCAAGAUCAAUUCCAACAUCAAGAACACUGCCUCGGAGCUGAAGCGAUUGAUCGGGAGGCGCUGGGUAGAUGCUGACUUGCAGGCGGACAUUGCCAAGUUCCCCUUCAAGGUCUCUGAGGGCAACGACGGCUCGAUUCUUGUCCACCUCCAGUACGAGAAGGACGGAGGAGAGUGCGAGAUGAAGGCGUACACCCCCGAGCAGCUGCUCGCCAUGCUCUUCGUCAACCUCAUGCACACGGCUGAGGGUCACAACAAGGGCCCUUCCCCCGACUGCGUGAUCUCAGUGCCAUGCUGGUUCACUGAUGCUGAGCGAAGAGCUGUCCUGGACGCAGCCACCAUCGCUGGGUUGAAUGUCCUUCGCCUCAUGAACGAGACUGCUGCAGCUGCUCUCUGCUGGGGUCUGCCCAAGUCUCUGGAGCUGCCUGACGACUCCGCGCCUCCCAAGAACGUCCUCUUCUUCGACAUGGGCCACAGCUCCACCCAGGCCUGCAUCGUCGCCUUCACCAAGAGCAAGAUGACUGUGCUGGCGUCCGCCUUCGACCGCAACCUUGGCGGCCGUGACUUCGAUUGGGCUGUGCUGGAGCAUUUCGCAGCUGAGUGGAAGGCCUCCAAGAAAUUGAACCUGCUGGACUCUCCCAAGGCAGUCCUGAGAAUGAUGGCAGCGAUCGACAAAGUCAAGCAGCAGCUCAGUGGUUACGCUGCGUACGGGAAGCUGCCGAUCAACGUCGAGUGCCUGCAGGAAGACCACGACUUCUCGAGCAUGUUGGAUACCGACAUCUUCGCUUCUCUCGUGAAAGGUCUGGUCGAGAAAUCUCUCGAAUCGAUCAAGAAGGUCAUCUCCGACUCCAAGCUCACCUUCGAUCAGAUUGACAGCGUUGAGGUCGUGGGUUCCGCCACUCGCUCGCCGCUCAUCGUCAACGCCAUCAAAGACUUCAUCGGCAAAGAGCCCCAGAGGACGAUGAACUCAGAGGAGGCUGUUUCUAAGGGCUGCGCAUUGAUGGGCGCCAUGAUCUCCCCCAACUUUCGCGUCCGUGAGUUUCAGGUGUUGGACAGCACUCCGUACGCGAUCUCCUUGAGCUGGACGAGCUCGACCGGAGGAGAUCAGGCGAUGGAGGUUGAAGGAGGCGGCUCUGCGAAGGGCAACGUUGUCUUCUCGGAACACAACGUCCUCCCGUCUUCUAAGAUGCUCACUUUCAUGAGAUCCAACGCCUUCGACAUUUCAGCUUCGUAUGCGGACCAAUCUGCCUUGACGCGAGGAUCCUCCCCGAUCAUUGGCAACUUCUCCAUCACCAACAUCCCAGCAGCUGCCGAUGGAGGGCCAUCAAAGGUCAAGGUCAAGGUCAGGCUCGACAUGAAUGGAGUGCUUGCGGUGGAGUCAGCGCAGGCGGUGGAAGAGGUUGACGCGGAGGAGGAAGAGAAGCCUGCGCAAGCUGCUGCCGACACUCCUAUGCCUGACGCGAAACCAGCGGAGGCUCCCAGUGACGACACUCCGGCUUCUGAGCCAAGCGGCCAGAACAUCGCUGAGCAGGAGAAGCCGGCAGCUCCUGCCGAAUCUGAGCCAAAGAAGAAGAAGCUGAGGAAGCAUAACCUCCCUGUGGUCAACAAAGCAGCGUUCCAGCUGUCAAGAGAGCUCAUCGACCAGUUCAAGAACGAAGAGUUCGAGAUGGCAACUCAGGAUCGUCUGAUCAAGGCUCUCCACGAGGCUAAGAACGACCUCGAAGCUUACAUCUACCAGAUGCGCGACCGAGUGUCGGGAGGCAAUUUGAGUGAAUUCAUGAGCGAGGCGGACAAGCAGGCCUUCCUGCCUCUCCUCGAGUCGAUGGAGAACUGGCUGUACGAUGAGGAGGCUGAGGCCGCGAACAAGUCAACCUUCGUUGCGAAACUUGACGAGCUGAAGAAGUUCGGAGACCCAGCAGAUCUUCGCUACCGUGAGGACGACGAGCGCGGCCUCGCCUUCUCUGAGCUCAAGAAGGUCAUCGACGAGUACGCAAACCUCGCUGCCACUCAGGACCCAGCAUACGAGCACAUCAGCGUCGACGACCGUUCCAAGGUUAAGUCGACGGUCGACGAAGCUGCGGCUUGGAUGGAAAGCAUGCAGGCCCAGCAGGCAGUGAAGCCCAAGACGGAGCAGCCGGUGGUGCUAUGCAGGGACAUCAACGCCAAGAGGGAGAUGAUCGUCAGCACUUGCAAGCCCAUCAUGAACAAGCCCAAGCCCGCCCCGCCCAAGCCCAAGGUGAGCCCAGCAGCUGCCGUCCAUGCGAGUGACGGGAAGCAGGCGGAGGAGAAGAAGGAGGAGACGAGUGACUCGCCCAAGCCUGAGGCUGCCGGUUCAGAAACCCCCAAGGACGAGCAGCCGGCGGAGGCGAAGGAGCCGCAAGGAGAGUCGAUGGACACAGGGUUGGACUAGGGGCUGAGGAGCCGUGUGACAGUAACAUCGACGAGACGCGAGUCAAGAGCUUGUUUCUGAUAUCUCCAUUAAAGCGCAUGGGGUAACCCUACCCAACGCUGCUCCACCUCAAUCCUCUAGGAGGUCCUGACACUGACACUGACACUGACACUGACACUGACACUGACACUGACACUGACACUGACACUGACACUGACACUGACACUGACACUGACACUGACACUGACACUGACACUGACACUGACACUGACACUGACACUGACACUGACACUGACACUGACACUGACACUGACACUGACACUGACACUGACACUCCUUCACGCAUGGAAGUACUGCUCGAGCUCAAGGUCCUGGUUCGCUCGGUUCACGAAGUAGUCCUUGUGCCACUGGGUGAUGGCGAGGUAGAGAUUGUUCGAUUGGGCUCGCACCUGUUCCUCCAACUUCCUUGCCUCCAAGAGCUUCAUCUCACUCUCAUGCAGCAUCUGCCUGACAGUCUCUUCCUUCUCUCUACGAUCCUUCUCCUUCUGCUUCAUCGUGUUGAGCUCAGCUUGCAUCUUCCCGGCUUUCUCUUCUGCCAUCGCUCGAGCCCUCUCAGUGUCGGUCUUGGCAUCGCGCAACGC